Anneissia japonica is the source of this 5450-nucleotide messenger RNA. Its product is annotated as protein Wnt-7b-like. Gene Ontology annotation, cellular component: extracellular region. Bases 2040 to 3059 code for a protein of 339 amino acids. Gene Ontology annotation, molecular function: cytokine activity; frizzled binding. Gene Ontology annotation, biological process: neuron differentiation; cell fate commitment; positive regulation of JNK cascade. The transcript has 6 exons. NCBI's taxonomy places the organism in Eukaryota, Metazoa, Echinodermata, Crinoidea, Comatulida, Comatulidae. The record is from RefSeq and is a predicted model, not a curated record.
AUGCCCUUGAGAGCCUUGGAUAUAUUCACCGAAACAUGUUCUCAAUCAAAGGCAAAAAAAAUCGUACUGGUAUCGUUGCAUUUGAGCCAAAAGUGCAUGUCAUACACGGUAGAGACAAUGAGGAAUUAAAUGAGCUGUUUAUGCUUGCCGACUUCAUUUAAAUUUGAAGUUCCACACUUAUGGACACCGUUGAUGCGAACCAGCUCACUGUGCAAGCUUGUGCGGAGUCAUAUUAAGUGGUGGCCGCGUUUCCGGUGAGUCGGCAGAUUUGGACUUGGACUACAGCUACCACUAGUACCGGCGGAUUUGAAAGAACACUAUAGUUAACUAGUACUCAGUACACGAACGUAAACGUGUGUAAAUAAGAAAUAUGCUUGGUAACGUUUACAGAAAACCAAAAAGAACAUGUUUGACUUACUAUGAGGAUAGCAAUGCCAGACUAAAGUCUACACUGUCAGCGUAGCGUAUUUAUCCCGAUGAGGUUUACUUCUGAUCAUGCGCACUGUUCAUUGUCCAGUACGCUAAACGGAUCUAUAAAAGCCAAAAUCAAAAAUGGGCCUGCAUUAUAACGUUUAACGGAAGCUCAGGAAUUUUGCUGCGUCUGCUAUAUCCAGGCAACUAGGUCUAGGCUUGUACACCUAAUAGAACAUUUCCGGUCGGUCGUAGGCUGACCAAUCCAGUUUUAAACGAUUGGGCAUCGACCCCCUGGACUACAUUUGUAUUUGAAAUGCAGUGGACAACAUAACGACAUGCCGCAAUUGUCAACUGUCUCUUGAGACUUUAACCGGUGUAUGUGGAACAAGCAAAUUAGCUGAUAACUUGUUAAUUUCCGCCGACUAGAUCAGUCGCACACCUCCAUCUCCACGCAAUGAACGUAAGCACACUAUGUUGUCUAGGUCCACGGUCGACUGUUCUUGUCAUCUUUAUUCUAGAUAUUUUCAUAAGAAUUUUCAACUCUUUGCGGUAAUUCUUAAAUCAACUGUGUUUCUUUAUCCCAAGGGAGGAUAUAGGGCUUCGGCUCUAGGGGCAUGAGACGGCAAGAAAACCCCUCAUAAGCUUUUACCAACCGUAUGUUGACAAGUGUUUUAGGGCUGGAGCAAAUUAAACAACUAAUUAAUUGUACACGGACAAUACUUGGAAAGUACACGACAACCUUCGUUUUUAAUGUGUGAUCCUGUGUCACAACUUGAGACAACUAAAGAUGUUAUCUACAACCUGAUUCUACAGGAGGUCGGGCCUAAAGAAAAUUAUGCGUGACGAAACAAAGCAAUAAUUUGUGUAAAUGUAUAAACGCGGAAUGAUACAAGGACUGGUAUAAAUUGGAAAAUUGGACAAGAUUUCGUUGAGUAGGAUUGUUUUGACGUCUUCUCUCGUGGGAUUCUGAGCAUCGUGCCCAGGACGGCUUGCUUUUGAUCAGACCACUGCACGGGGCGAACAGAAUGCUAAGCGGUUGAGCAUGAACUACGAAUUUGCUCAACACGCCUUGGGAUAAAGAGCAAAGAUCAUUGGGUAAUGAAGCCGAUAUCUAUUGGUCAAUAAAAGUAGCUUAUACGUCAUGACCAUAAAGAGAAGUACAAACUUCAACAUGAACUCAAGUGUUCAAAUUCUGGAAUAAGGGGUGUUAACAAGGUGACAUAAUUAACCAAAAAGUACCCCAUGGAGAAAAGCGAACAGGCUCAAGCGUAACAUAGUAACUGUGUGGCAUUUACACACGUGCGCUGUAGUGAAGUGUAAACGAUCAACUUUUCUAGACUUGUUGAAAGUUUUUAUAACGUUUGCUCAAACCUGGAAUUACAAUGGCAAUUUUUGGCCGGAACUAAUUGUGUGGGUUUACGUUUGUAACGAUAUUCGCUGAUGUUUGUAUAAAUAACACUUAUGUACCGACAGGAAUAAUUAACUUGGACCAAUGUGUUUAUAAAGAAUGUAAAACUGUAAGAGUUUUCACAACAUUAGAAAGCCUCAUGGUCUUCGUCAGAUGCAGAAUUGAGUAAUUGUUACCUUACCACUGGAAUUGUUUUUAUCUGAAGGUAUUAUUCAAAAUGCUGCUAUAUAUUGGUUGGUCUUUAAUUCGUCCAGCGAUAGUUCUUAUUUUAAUAUCAACUUAUAUCAGGGCUCUUUCGUCAGUUGUUGCUUUGGGUGCAAACAUCAUAUGUGAUAGGGUACCAGGGUUAAAUGAACGGCAGAAGAACAUUUGUCAAAGUCGACCGGACGCCAUGGUGGCGAUCAGUGAUGGUAUCCGAAUAAGCAAGACCGAAUGUGAAUACCAGUUUAGGAACGGUCGUUGGACUAGUUUUCCUCUCUGUACAGGGUACAAAGAGGCCGCCUACCAAUACGCCAUCAGCUCAGCCGGCGUAACUUACGCCAUUACGCAGGCGUGUAGCCAAGGCAACAUGACUAAUUGCAGUUGUGAUCGCAGCAAGAAGGCUGGCGUUCUGAUGGACGAUGGUUGGAUGUGGGGAGGUUGCAGUGCCGACAUCGAAUAUGGCAUUCAAUUCUCUAGAUUAUUUGUUAACGCAAGAGAAAGUGGAGAGACGGCUAGGUCACUUAUGAAUCUACAUAAUAAUCAUGUUGGACGAAACAUUGUUAAAAACAACAUCAAAACGGAAUGUAAAUGUCAUGGGGUUUCGGGUUCGUGUACAAUGGAAACAUGUUGGAGAACCUUACCACAGUUCCGAAUUGUCGGCAAAAAACUAAAAGAUAAAUAUUGGAAAGCAAAACAUGUAGAACCAGUUCGGUCACGGAAAAUACAGUUACCAGUGUUUCUAACGACAAACGCCAAAUCUUUCGAGAAACCUCGAAAAAUGGACAUGGUCUAUCUCCACAAAUCGCCAAAUUUUUGCGAGAGGAGCAGCAAAGAUGGUUCGCUUGGCACCUCGGGAAGAGUGUGCAAUAGAUCCGCUGUUGACACUAGCGAUAGUUGUAAUUUAUUGUGCUGUGGCAGAGGAUACAACACACAUCAGUAUACUAAAACUUGGCAGUGUAACUGCAAAUUUCACUGGUGUUGCUACGUCCAGUGUAACGAAUGUAGCGAAAGGACAGAAGAGUUUACAUGCAAAUAAGCAAGUGGAUAAAACGAAAAAUAUGAAGAAGGAAAUACCGCACCAGAUCGCAGCAAAUAAUAAACAUUCGGCUUUCCAAGUAGAAAUUAUUUAUGAAAUAAAUAUUUUAAAUGUUAUAGAUUUGUAAAUAUAAGGUAUUGUACAUAUUUCGCAUAGGCCUAUCCAGCAAAAGUUUGGAUGUAAAUGCAUUGGGUCUUUAUUGUCCGAGUAAUCGUAACGAAGGAAUUUUAGAGACUUUAUUUUUCCAUUCAAUAUGUUGAGGAUAAACAUAAACAUAUUGUGUUUGUAUUUAUGUAGGUAAUUAUAAUUUAUAUCCUAUGAUUGGAACUGUAAUGAACGCUAUUACUGCAAAGCAGACGUAAAUAAAAUUGUAUAUAAAACGGUAAAUAAUUGUAAAAUCUUGUAGAUUUUUUACUAUAUAUAUAUCAGUUAAAAAAGGAAUACAUUAGCAUGUCGUCACUGUAAAAUGCUGACAAUGUAGGCCUACACAUUACGUCAUCGAUCAUUAACAAAUUGUUUAAUACAUUAUGCUUUCACACAAAUAUGCCUACAUACACACUUGGGGUUUGUAGACAGUAACAUGUCGCAUCAAAACACAUCUAAAUAUACAGUAUAUCGUCAAGUUUAGACUUGACACUUAGCAUCACAUGACUUGGUAACUUGCUGUGAAAUGCCCUUCUGGAAUAUCUCCCAAACCAUUCACUACAUAUAUACUUUGAAUGCAUUCCAAUCAGUUGAUGGGAAAUGUAUUUUUAGAGUGAUGAAAGCUAGAACAGUUGCAGAAUUUGAUUAUUUGGACUGAGAAGGGGAAAAAAUUCAACUUAUGAAGCACAGUGCGCAAACAGAAAAAUUGUAUGCCUAAUGAAAAUGCCUGUUUUUGACAAAUGCAGUUAAUCUACAUUGACAUUGACUAAUACAAUUAAUCUAUAUUGACAUUGCCUUAAAAACAUAAUUGCACAAGUUACAAUGUUUAAUUUCAAGAGAUAAUGAAAACAACCAACAGGUCAUCAUGUUUGCCUUAAUGUUAAUGUAUUUCUGCCUUUUAUAUGUUACCACAAUUCACUCUAAUUCAUACUUUGUAUCAAUUGCAGGGGUCGAUCAAGGCCUACUCAAGGCAUUCCGAUAUUUAGGAGGAUGGGGUAUGGGAGUUAAGAAGGGUCAAAUACGGAAAUAAGCCUAAAUUAUAGGAUGCAAGUUUUGGCCUAUCAGCUAAAUAAAAUAAUCACAUAAAUAAUAGACAUAAUUAUAACUGAUAUUAAUAAGUAUUGGUUAUAUACAUUUGUAGUAAAUCGUAUUUAGUAAAUUAUUAACAUUAUCAUGAUUCAGAUCAUUAAUAUUUUCAUCAUUAUUAAAAGCACCUUGCUAUAACCUGUCUAGAUGUACAGUAUUAUAUGAACAAAAUUUUGUGAAAAACUGUAUUUCUUUGAGAAUUGAAACCAAGACAUUCAGCCCAUCGCAUUGGAAUUCAAAGCCAAACCCAAACCCUGAUACUUACUCCACUGGAAUUCCAAUUCAACAUCCUCCAGCUGCUCCCACAUUGGGAUUCAAAUUCAAGACCCCCCCACUGUCCCUAGACCCUAAUACUUACAGUAUUAUGUAUAUAAUACUAAUAAUCUAAUUCAAGAUCUUUCUACUGCCUCAUUUGGAUUCAAUAAUAAUAAUAAUAAUGCAUUUAUAAUGCGCCAUCUAUUAGGUAAACCUAUUCAGAGGCAAUAUUCUAUGGGUUAGCAUAAACAUAGUCCCCUGCUACCAUAGUUUAUACACCCAAGCUCCCACAUUUUGGGGGAUGUCGCAAGGGUACAUAGUUACCAACCCGAGAUUCCAAAUACGUGACUACACAAGUUGGCGGGUUGGGGAGGGGGGCCAUCGGGCCCUCUCCGGGGUCCACCGGCUGGAGGCCAAUGGUCAGGUGAGUAACAGGGGUCUUGGGUCAGGGGGAGGCAAAGGUAAUAAUUUUCCCGGUUAGUAAUUUAUCACUCCCGGUUAGUAAUUUAUCAAACGCGCAAAAAUUGUUUGUGUUUUUAAUUCUAAUUUCCUCCGAAUUGAUCGAAACUCCCUAAGAUGUGCAAUUUUUAGAGGAAAUUGGCCUACUGCAACAAGAAAUGCACACGAAGCACGCAAAAUUUGAGAUUUUUAGGCUUGAAUCAUGAAUUGUAUCCUCCAUAAAAAGCCAACAAAAAACUUAUCAAAGGAGUCCUGUGCUGUGCAAACGUGCCCCACUGUGCUUUACAAAUCAAUUGCGCGAGUAAAAUAUUAAGAAAGAGUUAAAGAUGGGGGUGAAAAGGGCAUCUUCAAGGGGUGGGGAAAGAUUUUCCACAGAUGGAUAUUUUCCCCAUGUCCCCCGGUGUUUACGCAACUGCGGAGAAUAUCUGGCGGCUUAGGUCAAAGGAG